AAGGUGUGGCCCCGUCGUGGGCUGUCCUGGGGAACUCGGCCCUGGGUGUGGGCUGAAGUCGCUGUACUCCUGUUCUGCAGCUCCCUCUCUUGGGGCAUGGCAGGACCGGCUUCUCAGAGCAGCCUGGCAGGAAGAGUCCCUCCCUUCCCCUGUGGUCACUCUCCAGGGUCUCUCUUAUACAGAUGGGUGGUUUCUAAGAGAGACCAGGCUGCGGCCCAGGCCCCUCAGCAGGCCAAAGCUAUGGUCUUGGAAUGCACAGUUUCCAACAACCCCCAGGAACAACUGGGCUCUCAGGAGAGAGCUUGGCUCUAAGCCUUGACCGUCCAGAGCCCACCCGAUCACAGCCUCAGAAUGGCCUCUAGCCCUGACGGGAUGCCUAGCCCACAGCCCUCCAGAGCCAAUGGGAACAUCAACCUGGGACCUUCGGCCAACCCAAAUGCCAGGCCCACAGACUUCGACUUCCUCAAAGUCAUUGGCAAGGGGAACUAUGGGAAGGUCCUACUAGCCAAGCGCAAGUCCGACGGGAUGUUCUACGCAGUGAAGGUGCUGCAGAAAAAAUCCAUCUUAAAGAAUAAAGAGCAGAGCCACAUCAUGGCGGAACGCAAUGUGCUGCUGAAGAACGUGCGGCACCCCUUCCUCGUGGGCCUGCGCUAUUCUUUCCAGACGCCCGAGAAGCUCUACUUUGUACUCGACUAUGUCAAUGGAGGAGAGCUCUUCUUCCACCUGCAGCGGGAGCGUAGGUUCCUGGAGCCCCGGGCCAGAUUCUAUACUGCUGAAGUGGCCAGCGCCAUUGGCUACCUGCACUCCCUCAACAUCAUUUACAGGGACCUAAAACCGGAGAACAUUCUCUUGGACUGCGAGGGACACGUGGUGCUGACGGACUUCGGCCUUUGUAAGGAAGGUGUGGAGCCCGAGGACACCACAUCCACAUUCUGUGGCACCCCCGAGUACUUGGCUCCUGAAGUGCUUCGUAAGGAGCCUUACGAUCGGGCGGUGGACUGGUGGUGCUUAGGAGCAGUCCUCUACGAGAUGCUACAUGGCCUGCCACCCUUCUACAGCCAAGACGUGUCCCAGAUGUAUGAGAACAUUCUGCACCAGCCACUCCAGAUUCCCGGAGGCCGGACAGUGGCUGCCUGCGACCUCCUGCAAGGCCUUCUCCACAAAGACCAGAGGCAGAGGCUGGGCUCCAAGGCAGACUUUCUGGAGAUAAAGAACCAUGUAUUCUUCAGUCCCAUAAACUGGGAUGACUUGUACCACAAGAGACUGACGCCGCCCUUCAACCCAAAUGUGGCAGGACCUGCUGACUUGAAACACUUUGACCCAGAGUUCACCCAAGAAGCAGUCUCCAAGUCUAUUGGCUGCACCCCUGAUACUAUGGCUAGCAGCUCAGGGGCCUCAAGUGCAUUCCUGGGAUUUUCCUAUGCCCCUGAGGAUGAUGACUUCUUGGACUGCUAGGAGAAGCACUUGUGAAGCCUCUGAGGCCAGCUGGUAAUAGGAGGAAUUACUUUCAGCUGCUAGUAAGACUCAAAGUAAUGUAAUAAGUUUGAUGGAUUAAACAAGAAGUAGGGUCAUUUUUUCCCCAUCAGAGAGAAGGACAUUGUUAGGUGACCUGGGCUGGUAGGAAGCUCAUUAGAUACUCAGAGGCUUUCCAUAUUUCUAUUGGGUCUCUUGACAAAUGGCUUCUGAUAGUAGAGUUGAUAUGUUAUCACAAGAUGGUUACUGGUUCUCUAGUCUCCAUUUUUGUGUCCUGGACAGGCAAAAGGAGGAAAAGAGAGGGGACAUCAAAGUGCUUUCCCUGCUGGAUGCAGUGUACAUGCUUAUACUCCCAGUGACACAGGAGGCUGAGGCAGGCAGAUUGCAAUUUGAGCCAGCCUCAGCAAUUUAGCAAGACCCUCAGCAAUGUAGCCAGAACUUGUCUCAAAAUAAAAGAUUAAAAAAAAAAAAGAACUGGGGAACUGGGGAUGUGGGUUUGAUCCCCAGUACCCUGGCCCCCAAAAGUGUUUUCCCAGAAGCUCCAUCCAAUGACUUGCACUGAUAUCUCAUUAACCAUCCUUUACUGCUGUAAUGGAGCCUGGGUGCACGAAGACCCUUAAUAGCAAAGAGCUCUAAUGCUAAGGGAGAUGUGGAGAAUAUUGGGUGGGCAACUGGCAUUCUUUACCAGAAGGCCUCUUAGUGCAUAAAAAGACAGAGCUAUAACAAGACUACAAGGUACUACCCAAUCUCUCUUAUUCUGUGUUGAUAGUUUCUUUCUUUGUUGUGGGUAGUGUACUGGAUAUGUACUCUUUGCUAUUAUUGGGUUUGGCUGCCUGGCAUCUAAGCCCCUUCUAAUAGACAGGGAAUACCUUAUGAGCCUUGAUGAGUCUCCCUAUCUCCACUCAAAAUGCCAUAUAUUGACUUUCCCCUGAGCUAGGGCCAGGAAUGUGACCCAGCAAUACACCCAUUCCAUGCUUUGAACCAAAAAGGGAUCAGAAGCUCUCUUUCAGGUGGCAGCUGUGGUAAAGGUACCCACAAAACUAGGUUCCUGGUGUAGAGGUGACAACAGUACAAAUUGUACUAGUAAUGAGUCCUCAGCAGCAGCAACUGGAGCAGUUUCCUCAUCAGCCCAGUGCUGCAGCAUCUGUCAUUCCCGGAAGCCUCAAGUCCCAUUCUCAAGCUGUGCCAAGGACUUAAAGAGCAUCUGACUCACCGUUACGUACAACGAUAAUGCACUAAUAAAAAUAUGGAAAGUAAAGGGCUGGGGAUGUAGCUCAGUGAUAGAGCACUUCUGGGUUCAUUCCUCAGUACCACCAAUAUAAAUAAUAACAUAAAAAUUGGGGGGCAGGUCUAGGGGAUUGAACCCAGGGGUGCUCUACCAUUAAGCUACAUCCUCAGCCCUUUUUAAAAUUUUGAGAUAGGGUCUUGCUAAGUUGCAAACUUGCAACCCUUCUGCCUCAGACUAAGCUUCUGAGCCUUUUAACACUCCUUUUUUUUUUUUUUGGCUUAAUUGGGCAAAGUCAGUUUCAGAAUGGCUGUCUAUGCUGAGUGAGUUUCUGUGUUAGACUAUUCAUUGCCCAUUAGCAAUUUUCUUCCAAAUAACCAUAAGAAGGAAUUAUUACGAUUUUAUUUUUUGCCAAUUGAGAAACAGAGUUGGAGAAGUAACUUCUUGCUUGAAGGCUAGGCCGCUAAUAAAGGCUAGAUCUGGGAUUUAGAUCCACGUAACCUGGCUCCAGGGCUCUCACCUUUAACCUCUGUGUGAGUUUGCCCUUCACUCAGACUGUUAGGUCCAAGCAGAAUGACCAUCAAAAUCUGUAAUGAGAGCUAAAGUAAGAAUUGGCUAGAAUAAGCCAGGUGGUGAGAAAAAGAGGUCUUGUGGAAGAGACAGUGAACUGGACUCCCACUCAUGGUCUUAGUUUGGUUGUCAAGUUCAUGCCCUGCCCCACUUCACAUGGACAGCCCAGGCCCUGGUGACCAGAGCUUCCUGGUCACUUAUACAGCUCUGUAUGUUCAGAAUUAGUCCUUUCUAAAGGCAAUUCAUAUUGGACAGAAUGUGAACAUGUACAACCUCAGGAAUUCAAGACUGCUCUUUUUUUUUAAAUUUAAUUUUAUUUUUUAAAGAGAGAGUGUGAGGGGAGAGAGAGAAUUUUUUAAUAUUUAUUUUUUAGUUUUUGGCGGACACAACAUCUUUGUUUGUAUGUGGUGCUGAGGAUCGAACCCAGGCCGCACGCAUGCCAGGCGAGCGCGAUACCGCUUGAGCCACAUCUCCAGCCCUCAAGACUGCUCUUAUGGGAUGAAUUAUACUGCCUUAUUUUGGUAGAAAAGUGUUUUUUUUUUUUUUUCACAAACCUGUAGUAUAUACUUCAUGUGGCUUUAUUAAGUUUUUUGGUUUGGAGACAAGGGGAGAAAGUUUCUUAGGAUCAGUGUGCUGGCAAUUUUAUUGCCUUUGCCUCUGAACUCAGUCCCACUCUCUUCCUUCCAUUUUGUUUCCCUCAAUCUCCUACCCCAGGAAUUAUGGGGGUGGCCGGGAGAGUAUGGAAAGAACACUAAGGACACUGACCUAAAGCUGGGUCAGGAAGAACUGAUGUUAAGUUUUGACAUGUGCUGAGAAUAUUGAAAUAAACUGAUUUCCAUCUUAAUAGUGCUUGCUAACUGCCAAAUUUGGAAUGUGAGGACAAAAUCCCAACUCAUCAAAGCAAAAAUCAAGAGUGUAACUAUCAGACACGAUAGUUCUGUUAAAAGUACACAAUCAGCUAUGAAUUGUGAAGAGAGUGGUUCUAUCCAAGACUGUAAAGUCACAAAAAUUUUCACCAGGACAGAAAAUAAAAAUGAAGAAAAACUAUGCUACUGAAUUGAUCAUGCUACACCUAUGUUUACGGAGCACAUUCUAAGUUUUAUAUGUAUGUUUUACAAUUCUCACUAUAAGCCAGCAUUUAGAAAUUAUUAACCUCAUUUUAUAGGUAGGAAACAUUCACUCAGAGAUUAAGCAAGUUCUUGCACCCAUCUGGUGCAAGUCACAGCCAGGAACAGAAUUUGGCGGCAGGUGACUGUAAAAACCUUGUUAUUUCAAAAACCUAUGACAGUGAGAGAAGUGCUUUUGGGCAGGUGCUCUUGGUCUUCAAGCAAAUACUGACUGCACAAAAGGCAGAAGGAUCAGAAGGAUCCAACUACAUGACUUCCAUUUUUCUCCCUAACUGCAGACUGUAUUCAUCCAACUGUGCACCAGUAGCAGCAUCUGUAAGAGAAUUUGUCCAGGAGAUACAGCUCAGUGGUAGGGCAUUUUUGCACGUGGAUGCCCUGGGUUCCAUUCCUUGCACAGGGGGAAAACAAAGCAAAACAAACAAAAACCUCUCAUUCACCCUCUUCCUCUUUUAAAUCUGCUGUCUUGGUAGUUGUGAAAAACCAACAAGUUGUGUGUGUUUUAAUACCCUAAACUCCCAAUACUCUGUAUAUACUGAAGACAAACAUAAAUGUAAACGAAAACUGUUA
Messenger RNA from Ictidomys tridecemlineatus (thirteen-lined ground squirrel), 4962 nucleotides. The record is from RefSeq and is a predicted model, not a curated record. NCBI's taxonomy places the organism in Eukaryota, Metazoa, Chordata, Mammalia, Rodentia, Sciuridae.